UCGAUACAUCCUCCGGGAGAAAAGGAAAACGGAAACUGGAAAAAGAGUUUUCUCGAAGUUCUCCAAUAAAAGGAACAACGAAGUUUCGCAAAUUUUCUAAAAACAAGUUUCACUCUUUCCCGCCAAAUUUUCCCUCCAUAGAUGAAUUUCCCCUUCACACACACAGACAAAUGCCUCUCUGCAACUCUCUGCCGCUCGGUCAGUUCCUUCUUCUCUCUUGCGACCGGAAUCUAGGAGUCAUGCCGGACCUGGGGAACCCCGCCUCUCUCUCGUCGUCGCUCAAUAUCUCUCGCUGCCCUCACUUGGGACUGCCGGAGUCAGCUUCCCUGAGUUCGGAGAUCAAAACCCUAGCUCCAGCUGCCGAAGCUGUCCUCCCGCUGCAAAAUGGCCAUGGGAGCUGUGUUUCGAGGAACCAGACCUCUGAUGGAGCUGUUAACGGUAGGAAACUGGCGGUCAAGAGGAAGAUGGAAUCGAGUGAGCUCCAAUCGAGGUCGGCCCUGCCUUUCCUAGUUGGUGCAAAGAAGAUGGAAAAAUGUCUCAUUUGCAAUCAUUUCGUCAACUACAGUGAGGAACUUCGCUGCAAUUCCCAGGGUUGCCAAGGGACCUAUCACUUUUCAUGCGUAAAGCAAAGAUUUGGUGCAGCAACUCCGAAGAAUUUCAAGUGUCCCCAGCAUGCAUGCUUCUUGUGUAAGCUAAGACCUCAUUGGCGGUGUGUGCGAUGUACAAUCGCAUCUCAUGAUAAGUGCGCUCCCUGGCCAAAUAAGGUGGUGCAUCUGAAGAAUCACCCUGGGCGAGCAGUUUGUUGGAGGCAUCUUCAUGAUUGGCGAUUGAUUGAGAAGCCUGCUGUCUCAACUACAGAAGCAGAGGAAAUAUUCAGCCGCUUACCUCUGCCUUAUGAUGAGGAGGAGUUUAAGCUUGACAUAACAUUGAAAGAUAUGAUAGAGAACAAACUGGAGCCACCUCCAUAUAUGCACAUCAGGCGAAAUAUUUACCUUGUAAAGAAGAAGCGAGAAUAUGGAAAUGAUGGAAGCGGUUGCACAAGCUGCAGUUCUUCAUGCUCUGACCACUGUGUUUGCAGAGUUCAAUGUAUAAGCUGUUCAAAGUCUUGUCAUUGCCCGGAAACUUGCUCAAACAGGCCAUUUCGCAAGGAGAAGAAAAUAAAAGUAGUAAAGACUGAGCUAUGUGGUUGGGGAGUAGAGGCAGCGGAACCUAUAAAUAAAGGAGAAUUUAUAGUAGAGUAUAUUGGAGAAGUCAUCGAUGAUGCUUUAUGCGAGCAAAGGCUCUGGGACAUGAAACACAGAGGUGAGAAGAAUUUCUAUAUGUGCGAGAUACGGAAAGACUUCACCAUUGAUGCAACCUUCAAAGGAAAUUUUUCACGUUUCCUAAACCACAGUUGCGAUCCCAAUUGUUUCCUCGAGAAAUGGCAAGUUGAGGGUGAGACUCGUGUAGGUGUCUUUGCUGCUCGAUUGAUAAAGAUUGGAGAGCCAUUAACAUACGAUUACAGAUUUGUACAAUUUGGACCUGAGGUGAAGUGCCACUGCAGUGCAACAAACUGCCAAGGGUAUCUAGGAACCAAAAGAAAGAUAGCCAAGUUGGAGAUCUGCUGGGCCUCGAAGCGUAAGCGAACUUCUGCCACUUGCAUUGCCGUCUUAACUGAAUGAUUUGAAAUCUUAUCGACCGAAUCAUUCCAUUCGUGUUGUGCAUUGCUCUUUGCCACUGGACAAAUUUCAGCAAAGGUAAUAAUAAUCUGCCAAAUAGAAAAGUCGAAAAACGGAAAGUGGAAAACACAAAAGAAAAGAAUGUUUAGGAUCAAUCUCCAUUUAUUUGUUCCCUUAUAUUGUGCAACGGUGCAGUUGUUUGUACCAGUGUGUGCCUUUAAUCCCCAUUCUUGACUCUGUUCCGGAGGGAGAGUACAGUUAUUCAGAAUUUUUAUUGAGUUAGAGCUUGCUGAACCGAAGAGGCUCGAGUAAUCUCGUGGAUCUUAUUCAUGACCUGAUUUGACAAAGUA
Punica granatum (pomegranate) is the source of this 2008-nucleotide messenger RNA. The record is from RefSeq and is a predicted model, not a curated record. Lineage: Eukaryota; Viridiplantae; Streptophyta; Magnoliopsida; Myrtales; Lythraceae.